This is a messenger RNA of Trematosphaeria pertusa, 2101 nucleotides long. RefSeq lists its product as uncharacterized. NCBI's taxonomy places the organism in Eukaryota, Fungi, Ascomycota, Dothideomycetes, Pleosporales, Trematosphaeriaceae. The record is from RefSeq and is a predicted model, not a curated record. Bases 164 to 1891 code for a protein of 575 amino acids. The transcript has a single exon.
CAGGACCCAAGUCGAAAACGCUGCCGGUUUGCAAACACCCACCUAAGAGACGUCAUGGUAGGCCACAUUCGAGGGUCAACUCCUCCUGCACCGAGAUCGCGUCGCAAAUGAAUCCCCCGACAACCGAAGCUUACGAAGAACUAACGUGCGUGACCGGGAAGCAAUGGCUUCAUCUAAGCCCCGGCAUGCCUUUCGACGAUGGAGCCCUCUACUCUUGAUCCUCGUUUCGCUGCUCAAUCUCCCACGUGUGUGGACAGCACCUCCAUCGCACCAGGCUCCCCUCUCGCCUCCCAGCACAAUCGACGACGAACAUCUUGGGCCUAGCGAAGCCCAUCUCCAAGAAAUCGCCUCCCUUCUAGAUGAAAUAUAUACCAUCCUCGCAAACUUCACGUUCAUCCCCCAUACAUCCAUCAAACGCGGUCCCCACGCUAUCAACUCCACCCACAUCAAGCCAAUCACACGCCCCCUCCCCAGAUGCAAGAUGCUAGACUCCAGUGGCAUCAACCAUCCCGACUGCACUUCUCAUAUACCCCGGGAUCCAUCAGUGCAGCGGCUCAUGGAACUCAUGCCGUACGUCGACAAGCUGGAGGUCGAUGACGCACACUGGCUAUUUGGUUCUAAGUUCGUCGACUACAGGCAAGAGGAGGAGUUGCAGGAUGAGCCGGUGGAUGUCCUACAUAUGAUGCCGAGCAACCUAGCGUUGACAAAGAUGGCGGAUGGGCCGUAUGUGCUACUACAUGAGACGCGGACGAAAAGAAUAGGCCUUCUAGAUACAAAGAAACGGGUGCCGGUGAAUCUGGAUGAGGACCCUCUCGACCACAAGGAGCAGCUUCCCUCAUUUGAUGCGCCAGAUUUUCUGAGGGAGAUUGUAAGACGCUAUCGCGUGUUGGAGUGGAUACCAUGGGAGACGGCGCGCGGUGGACACGACGAUGGCGUACCUGGCGAUAAGAUCCGGGAGUUCAUUGAGAAGAAUGGCUGGCCGGAUCAUUUUGACGCGGACCAAUUCAAUGUCGACAUGACCCGCUUUCGGCACAAUCCUUCCAACGAGUGGUCAAUAAACCGACUCCCAAUCCACGGUAUGGCAGAGCAGGCAGUCCUGCGCAUCGAUGAGCUUGAAGGCCGGCCCGGAGAAACCGGCCAAAUACCCUACACUCAGCAAGAACUCGCCCUUAUACGGGAGAAGUUAAACGAAGCCGGCGACGAGAACGAGACAUGGCUGCUGGGCUGGGAGCUCCAAGACGCAGAACUAUGCCUGGGGCACUACGAACAGGACCUACGAUCAGCGAAAUGGACCGUCCAACGAUGGUGUCCGGACAGCGUGUGCGUCAAACCCGAUGACUACAUACUAUGGGAGUACCGCAGUUUAGAAAGAGCAGAGGACCUGGCAAGGCGGAGGCUAUUACAAGAGUGCCUGCAGCUCCAUCACGACAUAGCGGCCAAGAAAGGACAGCUGUGUUCCGAUGACGAAAAUGAAGCCAACAAGCGGCGUGGAAACGUUCAUAACUGGCAGCACAAACAGUGGGAGUGGAUAAAGGAAGCAGCCGCCCAGGCGCGAGGGGAUGCGCAUGAGCACUGCUCCAAGACCCGCCCCAGGGGCAGCCUACUCCCGGGAGACACCGACAUAGAUCGUGCGUGGCGUAAACGCACAGAGGCGGCGAGACACAUACACCGUGAGAAAGAGCGCCUAAAAAGCAUAGAGGAUUGGCUGAAAAAGGUACCGGUCUCUGCUACGAGAGCUCGAGAGGAACUCGAGAGGGAAGCGUCCAGGAUUGCGCUGGGGAUACGCUGGUGGGAAGAUAUGUAUCGGAAUACUGUCGCGUUUAUACGAAGUGAGAGAAAUGGAUUGACGGAAGCGUGGCUUGCCUUCCGGGGAGAGAGAGAUGAGUUGUGAGUUCCCCGGACGACAAUGCCAUGAAACCAUUUAGGGGGACUAGUCAGAAAAGGCCAGCGCCCCAGCCCACCACCUCCAGCAUAGUCGGAAGGCUUGUGGGCAACAUUCCGCCGCUGAGUUGUGGGAAUCUCACAUGGGAACCGUCCAAUGAGAAAAGAUAUGGGCAUAGCGAGAUAGGACGUAGCGUAUCCCGAAGACAUAGGUACAUGC